Messenger RNA from Tripterygium wilfordii, 1173 nucleotides. RefSeq names its product probable indole-3-pyruvate monooxygenase YUCCA10. NCBI's taxonomy places the organism in Eukaryota, Viridiplantae, Streptophyta, Magnoliopsida, Celastrales, Celastraceae. Bases 1 to 1173 code for a protein of 390 amino acids. The record is from RefSeq and is a predicted model, not a curated record. Gene Ontology annotation, molecular function: NADP binding; N,N-dimethylaniline monooxygenase activity; flavin adenine dinucleotide binding. The transcript has 5 exons.
AUGGUGGAGGAAACAAUGGUGGUGAUCGUCGGAGCUGGCCCAUCUGGGCUUGCAACCUCUGCAUGCUUAAGCCAGAGUGAAAUUCCUAAUGUGAUACUAGAGAGGGAAGAUUGUUAUGCUUCUCUUUGGAAGAAACGAGCGUAUGAUCGCUUGAAUCUUCAUUUGGCAAAAGAUUUUUGUCACCUCCCUUUGAUGUCAAUCUCACCUAAAAACCCUACCUACUUAUCCAAAAAAGAGUUUAUCAAGUACUUAGAUGAAUAUGUUACUAAAUUCAAAAUCAAAUCUCGUUUUUAUCAGUCAGUUGAGUCUGCUGUUUACGAUGAAGUUGAGAAGAGGUGGAGAAUCGAAUCCAAGGAUACCGUUUCGGGAGAGGUGAAGGUUUUCAUUGCCAAAUUCUUGGUUGUUGCUUCUGGAGAGAAUAAUGAAGGUUAUAUCCCUAAUGUUCUGGGAUUAGAGAGCUUUCAGGGGGAGGUUUUACACUCUAAUGUGUACAAAUCUGGCUUGGCAUAUCGCGAUCAAAAUGUUCUUGUAGUUGGGAGUGGGAAUUCGGGAAUGGAGAUCGCUUAUGAUCUGUCAAACUAUGGAGCACUCACUUCCAUCGUUGUUAGGAGCUCGUUUCAUGUGCUGACCAAGGAAAUGGUACGCAUAGGAAUGUUACUCUUGAUGAAAAAAUUUCCAGUUUGGUUGGUAGACUUUAUCGUCAAAUCCUUAGCAUUUUAUGUAUAUGGUGAUCUAACAAAGUCUGGAAUUCGUCGUCCCAAGAGCGGCCCUUUCUUCCUCAAGGCCACCACCGGACGUUCCGCGGUCAUCGAUGUCGGAACUGUCAAGAAAAUCAAAGACGGUGGCAUAAAGGUUGUGCCAGCAAUAACAAGGGUUAAUGAAAAGUCUGUUGUGUUUGAGAAUGGGAUUGAAAAACAGUUUGAUGCAAUAGUUUUUGCAACUGGUUACAGAAGUUUAGCCAAUACUUGGCUGAAGGAUUACAAAUAUGGUCUUAAUGCAAAUGGAAUGCCUAAGAACAGUUUUCCAAAUCAUUGGAAAGGAGAGAACAACCUGUAUGUUGCCGGAUUAUCAAGGAGAGGUUUGGAAGGAGUCAGCAAGGAUGCUAUCGCGAUUGCCGAGGAUGUGAACGAAACGCGACGUUUUGAUGUCGCAGGGACCGUCGUCGCACUCUGA